AUGGGUCUGGAGACAAAUUCUAGCGUUAACGUUUAUAUUGGUUUACAUUCAUGGCCAUCUACUCAUCGACAGUUUACAUCCUCCAAAGAUUCUGUAAUCAAAACUAUUACUAGUGACGAAGAGAAUAAAAAUGAAGAUAAUAAUGAUGAACUUGAUGAAGAAAUUGAAAGAGUCAUUAGGUGUAAUAAUUCCCCAUAUAUUAUAUUACCAAACUGUGUACAGAUGCAUGGGAGUGGUUUGCGUCUUUUACUACAUUCUGGAUGUGUUGAUAGUGAUACUACCGCCAGUAAAUUAAAAGAAGAUGCUUGGGAUGAGUUAUGGCGUAGUGGUUCUUUUUGGUUACUCUGUUGUGCUGCACCUAAUAAUAAUCUCCAUGAGGAAGAAAAAGAUGAAAGAGAAAAAAAAGAAGAAAAAGAAGUAGGAGGAAGUAAUCCUAAUCUCUUUAAUAGUCUUAGAGGAUCAGAAGAAUCAAUGCUGCAGUACCUAGUGAUGCGACUCUUUGAUAUUGUUUCACAUCUGUCAGUUUCUGUAAUAAGAUGGACAGAAGGAGGCGAAGAGUCAUCAACGAAUACAGUACAUUCACCAUUUUGGAGAAAUUCAUAUCAAAAGAAUGAUGAAUUUACAGAUAUGGAUUCAUUAUUAAGAUUUAUAAGAGAAUAUUUAACAGAAAAUAGGAAAGAAUCCUUAACAUUUUCAUUUUCUCUGGUAAGUAUUACCUUUUCUACUUCGACAUCAGAAAAGAAAUAUGAAAUUGUUAUAACUAGUGUAAAUGCUCGAUAUGAUAUACUCUCAGUAAAUACAUCUAAUUCACUUAUUGCAGUACGUACUUUAUUUACAAAUAUAGCCCAUAUAUCCAUGAAUGACUCUUAUGAAAAAGAAGAGAAUAAAUAUAGUAUCCUUAAACAGUUAAACUUAUAUCUAACGGAUUUACUUCCUGAAGAAGUUCUUCAUUUUAUUCUUAUACAUUGUAAUGUAUGGAAUAAAGAGGAUAAAUUGAAUUAUCUUGGAGCAAAUCCUCCACGAGUAGUUUAUGCUAUAUUGGAAACUCAUGAUGGUGUUAUUGUAAGAGAGGGAGUAGAUAAAAAUGCAAACUAUUAUGAAAGUACCUGUAUAGAAAUUGUUCGACAUCUCUCUUUUUGGUGCUCAUUAGGCACAUCCAAAGUAUAUGAAAACACUAAUAAAAACGUUAGCAAUCAUAAUGAAGAUUACCAAAAUACUGUAAAGGAUUCUAAAUAUUCUUCUCACAAUACACUAAAUCAGAUUAAAUACAAUCUUUUGACACUCUUAAUAGAUACUGAACAUUUCCCUCAAUUGAUAAAGGAUUGGGAAAGGUCAAAUAAUAAUAAUAAUAAGGGAGGUGACGUAAUGAUAUCGAAGAGUAUAUUUCUUGAAACUCUUGAACGGGUUCAUCGCAAAGAAGAGCAAACAAGACAGAAUGGAUUACAAGAUCGAGUACGUCGUAUUCUCUCCUCUAGACCACGUAAUAGUAAUCUCUCAAGACGUCAGUUUUCAGCUGUUAAUAUGACACUUAAAUUAUUUGGCGUGGAAAAUGAGGCUUUAUUGUGGUGUCAGAAGCUUGAAGAGAAGUAUUAUACUCUUCUUCAUAGAGUUUUCUACAAAGAUUGGGAAAUUCAGUGCGAUACUCUCUCAACUCAAGGAAGAAACUCUUACCAAGAGCAGGAACAACGACAACAACAACAAGAAGAAGAAGAAGAAGAAGAAAAUAAGAGUUGUAGCACCUUCAAAGAAAAUGAAUUGACCCAAAUAAUAAAAAGAUCUCAACAACAACAACAUAAUGACGUACAUCUUCCUAUUGUUAUUUUAUCAGUAAAAAAUAGAGAAUCUUCCUCAUCGUUUUCUCCUUAUUCUUUUAAAUUAACAUCAUCUUCAUUAUUUCCGAGUCUGGGAUGUGAGUUGAUGUUAACACCGGGACAUAAUUCGUUUAGACGUUUAAGUGAGGUUGAGAAUAUUAAACGACUUUUAAUAAUGAUUAAUGCCGCUGACUCAUUGCAAUUGUUAUUAUUCUCAAGUUUACAUCAUAUGCGAUGUUACAAUAAUCAACUGAUGACAUCUUUAAAUGAAUAUGUUUCUACACAACACGAUAUAGAUAAUUUGACAUCACAAGAGAAUAAAUUUCCAACAUUGAGUCAAGAAAAUCAAUUAUUUCAAGAAUUUAUCCAGCAACGUCUAAGUAAUUAUACGGAUUUUCCACUUGUGUUGGAAUACAUAUAUGAAAAAAUACACUGGUUCACUAAAUCUAUUUUUCAUUUGCAACAGCAGAAUAAAGAAACGGUUUUUCAGAACUCUUCAUUAAAAAAAAUUGACGCGGUAACGCAAACUUCUAUUGCCUCAUUGGAAUUACCUAUUCAAGAGAAGGAUGGUGAUAUGGACUGUUGUGGUCCAGAGGAAUCUCUGACAGUGAAAAGUGAAACAUCACGUCAUCGUGCAUUGGAGGAAGUAUCGUCAACGACCACUUCAGCGUAUACCUCGGAAUAUGAAGAGAAUACUCCUUUUCAACAACAAGAAGAAAAGUAUAUUGUAAAGGAUAAUUUAGUCUCCUAUCCUGAUGUACAGGAAAAGGGUGUAGUGGAGAAAGAAAGAAUGCAUACUCUAGUUUUGGGAGAAAAGAAUGCAGAGAAAUUAAGAGUACUUGCAGAGUAUAAUGAUUAUAAGGAAUUUCUAAAAGGUUUGACUUUUAUUGGUAGAUCUCACCGUUUACGUCGUGAUGAUAUCAAUACGGAGGGAAAACAACAACGUGGAUACCGACUAUUACUAUCCACAGGACGUAGCGUAGAGGCUGAAAAAUAUCAUUAUAAGAGUGGGGAUUCUCUGCCUGCUCUCAGUUUCUCUGAUAUUACAGAAGAACGUAAACAUUGGAGUAAACCAGAAGUUCUGGAUGAUUAUAGAAAACUAUUAGCAUAUAAUAUAUAUCUAGUUGGUGAAGUAGGAUGUGGAAAAUCUACUCUGGUACACUCUCUUGUGGUUAAUAAUUCUUCUUGUACGUCUCCACCUAUAGUGACACCCCAUACAAUGACAAUGGAACGAACUUCUUUCAUUGUGAAGAUACCAAUUCAGAAAGAAUUGUUACCUUUGGGAGGAUAUAGAAAUAUUACCUUAUCUAAUAUACAAAAAUGGAUAUCUUUGGAUUCUAAAAAAAAUAUGAAUCCCUGUAGUGUUGGUGUAAAUAUUAUUGAAACGCCAACACCUUUACUAAUAGCAGCCUCUACAGGAAAUGUGAAACUACCUAUUAGGGGAACUGUAUACUACAUUGUAUAUCAUCUACAAGAUAAUUGGGAAACUAUACAAUGUACCAUUAGGAAAUAUAUGUUGGCAUUACAGUCAGCUGUAAUACAAUCAAGUCCUCAUAUUAUAAAUAUCUUACAAUCAUCUAAUAGUGAUGUGAAGGAUAUGAACUUUGGGCAAGAAUCACUCCCUUUACCAGUAGUGCUUAUUGGGACUCAUGCUGAUAUUGCAUUUGAUAAUGUCUCCAUGGCUCAAGAAAGAUUAUUUCAACUUCGACAGUGGUUUGAAGAAGAAUGCAUAAAACUGAGAGAAAAAACAGGAAAAGACAAACCGCAUUUAUUUCUGGUAGAUUCAUAUUUUACAAGUACACUGAAUGGUACGGUGAUCAGUGAACAUCCUGGAGUAUCUACAACUUUUGAGUCUUUACUGUGGCGUACAUUAUGGUUUCUUCAUUAUACUGCACCAUUAAAUCCAAUGCAUAUAGUAGCACGGUGGUUACCGCAGAUGUUUUUCAAAGAACUUGGAGUACAAAACGAAAUAAAUGGUGUCAAUCAAGAAAGUGAUGAUCCGCAAACUUUAUGGAGUAAUAUUUACAGGACGAAUGGUACUCUUGAAGAGUUUUGGGAAACAAUACAAUCUCAGCAUGGAAAACAAGAUCAAGAUAAUCGUAAUAUGUUAAUAAUACCUCCAGAAAUGUCAAGUGUAUGGUGGAAACGUGGUUCAGAGGGUCUUCUUGUACUUUUUACUGCACUUCAGCGAUUACGUCAAUUUAUUUCAUGUUCUUUUGAUGAACAAUCGUUAGAUGAUGCUGUGUUGUAUCAUUUAGGGUUUGUUCUUCCUGAUGAUCCAGAUGAAACAACUGUGGAUGAACAAGACGAAAAUGAAGAAGAAGAAGAGGAAUUAUAUCUCCGUCUGAGAGAUAUAUUUUUGGAAUCUAUUUUUGAAGAAUGUCGUCUUCGUGGGGUGUUGUUGUUUCUUCCACACACUUCUACUUCUUUAACCCCACAUGUAAAGGAGGAUUCUCAUGAUAACACUAACACAACAACAAUAACAAGAACAACACCAACGCAGCGUAUGGUGAUUGUUGGACCCGAAUGGGUGGAGAAUCUCUGGUCGCAGACAUUAGCACCUGCGCUGGUGGUACAUCACACCUCAUCUCUUCUGCAGAGUUCAACGGAAAGAGUAAAGGAUGUGUUAAUGAUUGUGUUAAAAGAGUCUCUCAAUCAGCUUGGAGUUAAGAUGCCGGCAAUGUACUUUGCCUGUGUGUGGCCACAGUUGGAAGAAUCUAUACGAGAGGAUGUGAUGGAAACAGCUGCUGAUGCAAAUUAUAAUAUCCACAAAAUGCAGGAGUAUUUUUCAUUGUAUUUUAAUAAAAGUUUAGUUUCAUUAGAGUUAUUGCAGCUCUUCUGGCAACCUCCACACGGAGUUCUUACCACGAAAAGAGAAACUGCAGCAAUGGGGUUGAUAGCCUCUGGAUUAACGUACGAAAGUGAAGUUUUUGAAAAGGAGAAACUGAGUGGGAAUAAUGAAGAAUUGUUCUUUAAGGUACCCUGUAUAAACUUGAAAAAUGAGAACACCUCGUAG
Molecule: messenger RNA, 4827 nt
Organism: Trypanosoma theileri
Lineage: Eukaryota; Euglenozoa; Kinetoplastea; Trypanosomatida; Trypanosomatidae
Exons: 1
Coding region: 1-4827 (1608 amino acids)
Source: RefSeq, a predicted model, not a curated record